Molecule: messenger RNA, 1353 nt
Organism: Metarhizium brunneum ARSEF 3297
Lineage: Eukaryota; Fungi; Ascomycota; Sordariomycetes; Hypocreales; Clavicipitaceae
Gene: hpxO
Product: FAD-dependent urate hydroxylase
Molecular function (GO): FAD binding; monooxygenase activity
Source: RefSeq, a predicted model, not a curated record
AUGGGAUCCAGAGACACUCCAGGCUGGCGAAGGCUAGACGUCGGCGUCAUCGGCGGCGGCAUAGGCGGCAUGUCGGUCGCCAUUGCCCUUCGCCGCGCCGGCCACGCCGUAACCAUAUAUGAGAAGUCUGAUUUUGCGGGAGAGGUGGGAGCCUCCGUGUCUUGCGCCGCCAACGGCACGAGAUGGCUGCACGAGUGGAAGGUCGAUGUUGCCAAGGGCGACCCCGUCGUCCUCAAGAAGCUGAUCAACAGGGACUGGAAGACGGGCGAGCCUGUAAGCGUGUAUGAUUUGGAGGACUACGAGGAGAGAUGGGGGUACGUCUACAACAUGUUUCAUCGGCAGUACAUGCACUCCAUGUUGAAGGACAGUGCGUUGGGAGAGGAAGGGGAGGGCACGCCGGCGAAGCUACUCGUCAAUCACAAGUGUAAAAACGUUGAUGUGGAGGCUGGAAUAAUCGCGUUUGACAACGGCGUCACGGCGCAUCACGACGUCGUCAUCGGCGCGGAUGGAAUCGGCUCGGCGGUCCGGAGCGCCAUUGGCAUUCGUCCCGAGAAGCGCCCCUCGGAGCAGAGCUGCCUCCAUGUCAAUGUGACGACGGAAGAGGCCGUCAGGCUCGGGCUCGUCGACUACUCGCAGCACAGCGCGCUCGAGUACUGGGGCGGCCAGGAGGGCAAGUGGGAUAAGAUCGUGCUGUCCCCGUGCAACGACGGCAGGCUCCUGUCGUACUACUGCUUCUUCCCGCGCGAGCAGGGCGACUAUGCCAGCCAGACCUGGGGAGGGGCCGACCGCCCCGUCGAGGAGCUGCUCAGCCCGUAUCCCGAGCUGGACCGCCAGGUGUUCAGGCACCUCGAGAUCGGGAGGGAGAUUCGGCCCUGGAGGCUGUGGAUUCACGACCCGUAUCCGUACAUUCACAGGGGCAGCGUGUGUCUCCUGGGGGACGCGGGCCACCCGAUGAUGCCGCACCAGAGCCAGGGCGCUUGCAUGGCCAUUGAGGAUGCCGCCGCGCUGGGUAUCUUGUUUGACAGGGACCACUUUGGGGGCAGCAUCGCCGAGGCCCUGGCUGUGUAUGACGCAGUGCGGCUGCCGAGGGUGACGAGGGUGCAGGCUGCUGCUGCAAAGGCGGCGUAUAACAUUAACGAGAGAAUCGGGUUCUCCGUCAACAAGUCUACCACGACGUACAAGGUGGAGGACCCUAAGAAGAUUCUGACAAUUGAGGAGAUGAACACGUAUGACAUGUACAAGGAUAUUGAGCAGCAUCUUGCUCAGAGAAGAGGGGAGGCGUACACGGAAAGGUUUGUGGAUGGGUUGCCGAUAGGGUUGGAGUUGCCGAGUGGUGUGGUUGUUGGGGCAUGA